GGCCGGGCGGGGGGAAGACCCGGGGCGAUCCCGACGGGGAGCGCAGGUAAGGCCGGCCGGAGGGGCGGCGGAGGUUCCGCCAUGGCGGGCGCCGGAGCCAGCAGCCCGUGAGCGGCGGCGGCCGCCCCUUCGCCGCCCGGCCCAUGGUGCUGCCCCCCUGCCCCAUGGCGGAGUUCGUGGUUCCGCGGCACAGCGCGGUGAUGGAGCGGCUCCGCCGGCGCAUCGAGCUCUGCCGGCGGCACCACAGCGCCUGCGAGUCCCGCUACCAAGCCGUGUCCCCGGAGCGCCUGGAGCUGGAGCGCCAGCAAACCUUCGCCCUGCACCAGCGCUGCCUGCAGGCCAAGGCCAAGCGGGCCGGCAAACACCGGCAGCCGCCCCCGGCGCCGCCGCCGCCCGCGCCCCCUCCGCCCGCCGCCGCCGCGGGGAGCGCCGAGAGGAGCGGAGCCAACGGGCUGGACGGCGAGGCGGCGAGCGGAGAGCAGCAGCACGGCCGCAGCAGCGCCCUGAUCGCGCAGCUUCAUGAGACUGUGAAAAGAAAGCUUGAUAGUGCUGCUUCCCCUCAGAAUGGAGACCAGCAGAAUGGCUAUGGUGAUGUGUUUUCUGUGUCCAAGAAACUGCGUCGUGAGGAUGGUCUGGGAGUGAGUGGUUCUUCCAAUGGAAUGCCCCCUGUGUCUCCACUCCAUCAUCUUGACAAGAAAUCUGGUACUGGUGAUACCUUACAACUUAACGGGAAACAGCCAAUGGGGCUCGAUGGCAUCAACAAGAAGUGUCUUCCAGAUUCCAGCCUGCAGAUGAAUGGAGGUGGUGAUGCGGAUGAUUCAUUUCCUCUGAGUUUGAACAAAGAGCUGAAGCAGGAACCUGUAGAUGAGCUUCCCUGUAUGAAUCCUGUAGCAGGGGGUUCUAUAUCUCAGAAUAACCUGAUGCCCGAUCUUAACCUAAAUGAGCAAGAAUGGAAGGAACUUAUUGAGGAGCUCAAUAGAUCAGUGCCCGAUGAAGACAUGAAGGAUCUCUUUAAUGAUGACUUUGAAGACAAAAAGGAUGCAGAUUCUUCAAAUUCAGCUGCACAGACUCCAUUGCCACAAGAUAUUAACAUAAAGACUGAGUUUUCCCCAGCACCCUUUGAACAAGAGCAGCUGGGAUCUCCCCAGGUUAGAUCCACUUCUUCAGGUUCAGCAUUUAUUGGUGCUGCUUCUGUACCUGUAAGUGCCGCUUCUACAACAGUUGGUAAUUCUCAGGCUAUGUUCCAGCCUUCCGGUCAGUCAAUGACUGAAAAUCCUAAUCAGCCCAUGAUGCAGGCAUCAAAUCACUCUCAGAACAUCCAGAGGCCUGUGUUGUUACCUGGGAAGUGUGCAGGAAGUGCCAAAGAAAUGUCUUCUGCUCAUCAACUUCAGCAGAUUGCUGCCAAGCAGAAGAGAGAUCAGAUGUUGCAGAACCAGCAACAAGCUUCACAAGUCCACCAAACAAAUCAGAUGUCAACGUGGCAACAGUCUGGGCCUUCCCAUAGUCCACUGGCAGUCCCAUAUACCAUGGAAAAUCCUACUAGCCCAUCCGUUUAUCAGCCAGACUUCAACAAUCAGAAACUCAUGAUGCCUAAUUUGGGAAAUAAAAGCUCACCGAGAGCUGGAGGCAAUUAUCACGUGAACAUUUUGGGUCAUCAGCAAAACAGUUUGAACCAGAACCCUGUGAAUAGUCAAGGCUCUAUGCUGGACUAUGGGAACACCAAACCUCUUUCCCAUUACAAAGCAGAGUGUGAGCAGGGGGUGGCAGUGCCUGGGCAGAACAAGACUCCCAUGCUGGCAUACAUCCAGCAGCGCCAGCAGCCACCACUGUCCCAUGUAGGUGAUGACCAAAAUGGGAUGAUCCUGUUGAAACCCAAGUCUGGAAACAUCACCUACCGACUGCCACAUGGUCAGGAUCAGAACCCUGCUCCUACUGUUCCUCGUGUUCCUGUUUCUGUCUCAGGCCCUGGGGUGGGUGCCCAGGCUCCAAAUGUCUCCAUGGCAGGUAACCACAGCAACCCAGCUUAUCAGCAGCAAGCAGCAGUGAUGAAGCAACACCAAAUGCUGAUGGACCAGCAGAAGCAGAGAGAGCAACAACAAAAGCACCUGCUCAUGGAGCAACAGAAGCAGCAAUUCCUAAUGGAACAGAGGCAGCAGCAUUUGCUGGCAGAACAGGAGAAACAGCGGCAGGAGCAGCAGCUGCAGCGGCAUCUGACACGGCCUCCUCCCCAGUACCAGGAUCAACCACAGAAUCCAUACCAGCAGCAGGUUGGACAGUUCACAGGGUCAUCUUCAACCAUGCCCGGGGUCAGUAAUUUAGGACAGUCCAGCUCUGGUAGUCCCCGGAUGUUUCCUCAGAGCCAGAACAUGAUUCAGAUGGGACCUGGACACGCUCCUGUUGCUCCCCUGCAGUCGGGCUCCAGCCAGCAGGAGCGGGGGGUGUCCCAGUACCCCAGCAUGCAGAACAUGCAGCGUGGGGGGUUGUACAACCUGGCACCUGGCAUGACCCAGAUGGUUCCCCAGCACACGGCUCCGAGUGCCAAUGGACAGACCCCGAUGCAGAGACAGGGCAGCUUGGGCCAGGGCACUGCCGUUCCUGCUGCCUACGGGCAGAACACCUUACCAAACUCUACUAUUUCUCAGCAGCACAACAAGGGUGCACUGAAUCCAACCUUAUCUAAGCCACAGAUGGCGAGAGUACCAGCUGCUAUGGGGGCUCAAAAUUCAUCUUGGCAACACCAAGGUAUCCCUAACAUUAACAACCAGACACAAGCAAACAGUGGCUUAGGACCAUUUACUGCCAACUCCUCUUUCCACAUGCAGCAAACACAUCUAAAGAUGUCCACGCAGCAGUUUGCCCAGGGAAUGCCUCAGGUAAGCCUAAGCACCAGCAGGCCCAUGAGCUCGAUGAACGCUGCUGUCUCUGGGCAGAUGCUGUCGUCCUCCCUGGGAGCGCAGCCGCGGACAAACCCGCCCGCACAGCAGCAGGUACCCUCACAGCAAGUCUUGCCUGGCAUGAACCAGACUGUUCCAGACCUGAACGCUUUCAACCAGAACCCGAAUCAGCAAAUUCCCAACAGAGGAAACCUGCACUGUAGCCAAGGGUACCCCGUGAGGACGACCAGUCAGGAGCUGCCUUUCGCCUACAGCGGCCAGUCAGGCAGUAAUGGACUUCAGAACUUAACUGGUGACACAGAUCUGAUAGACUCUUUGCUGAAAAACAGGACUUCAGAGGAGUGGAUGAACGAUUUGGAUGAGUUGUUAGGAACUCAUUAAAAUGGGGCUGGGGGGGUUCUACUUUUUUUAAUUAUUUCAUGAGAUAUAAACGACUCUUGGACCAAAAAACCUGUGGCAUUGAGGAGACUUGCAGGCAUUAGAGGUAAAUGGUUGGGAAAAAGACUGGAGCUGCUUCUCAAUGAGUGUUGACACGUGGUCACGGCGCACCAAGCAGGUCUGCAGGAGGAGUGCGCUUUGUCUGCAGUCUCUGAGGAGUUGCACACUUGAACAGGUCAAAAAAUAGUGUGUCCUAGCCAGCCUUCCACAAAUCUCACUUGCAGUGUUCCAAGACUAAAUAUUUUAAUUAUUUAAAAACAAAAAUUCCACAGAAGUAGUGCAGAAAGAACGCAAAUAGUUGCACAAAUUGUGUUUAGGGCUUAGUCUGCAGCUAUUACUUGCAAUAAUUAAUUGUUCAUAGCUUGACAUGCUGUUAUAGUACUGUCCAUCAACUUCUGAUUUUUGUUUGAGAAGAGGCUGUAUGCACCUGAGUAUGCUUGCAAAAUGUUUGGAAUUGUUUCUUUUCCCCAUUGCUGAAGCAUGUGCCUGUACUCUCAGUAAGCAAGUGAUAUUUCACAGUAAAUAUUUCUAGAUGCUGGUAAUAGAUGAGAGAAAGUAUUAAAACCUGGCCAGUUAGUCUAGGUAGUCAUCUUCAUAGAUUGUAGUCUUCUAAGCUGCAGUUUGCACUCUGUUGUAGAGAGGCACAGUUCUUGGCUUGUACCUUGCUGUGUUUAAAGGGGGAAUUUCUUAUGGGAGAACUUUUAAACUAUAGUAGGUUUAACAUGAAUUAUAAAGCCAUUUACUUUGCACCUGUUUCUUCAUAACUUAUUUCCAAAGGUAGUUGUAUUUAAAUGAAGGCUUUGCUUCAUGACAGCUCAUCUAGUUUUCUUUGUUGUAAAAAGUAAAACUAACCUUUGAGAUCAGUUCAUCCCCCGAAGUUAGCAGUGAGCACAAGACUUUGUCACUUCAGGAUAAAAAUAAGGAAAAAAGAAUUUGGCUGGGACAUGGAAAGUCCUUAUUAGCAAUAAUAGCACAGGCAGCCUGGGAGAAUACUUGUAUCAGGGUUGCUCCAGUGUGGAAGUCUGCCCCUUUAAAUGCUUUGUUUUUUUGAUACUGGCUUACAAGUUUGAUAAUCUUUCUAUAGACUGGUGGAUUUAUGUUUUUAAUAACCCUUGAAGCAGAUGCUGUUCUUCAGCUCAGCCCAAGGAGACUUCUUAUCCGUAUGUUGGGGUUGAUCCCAGAAAGGACAGAAACCACAAUGGGAACAGUCAAUGUUCCAAAGUCCUUACUCUCUACCAAAAAAAUCCCUUAUCCACCAACAAACCACCUUGCCUUAACAUUUAUUUUAAAAUGAAAAUGAAGUUGAAAGCUUUUGUUCUAAAUGCACAAAUACCUCUUCCCUUUCUAAAUCCACUUUCUUGGAAAACUCCUCUAAACUUUCUAACCAAACCCACCAUUGUGAUUUAAAAGCAAUUUCCUUCAACACAGACUGGCUUCUCCAGGAGUUUUCUGCAUUGCAGAAUUAUGAGAGAGGGUUUUUUCCAGAGGGGGUGAGGGGAAGUGAAAGAUAUCAUUGGUUUCAAAGAAGGAAAAUAUUUUGCUCUAUCUGCAGCUCCUUUAUGAGACAAUUUGCACUUUGAAAACUGCUUUUUUUUUAACACUAAUAGUUUAACCCUUUCCAAAUAUGCAUGGAACAUUGUUUGUCCAGCACACUUAGCUAGCGUGGAUGAAUUCUGCUCUGUUGAUCAGAUUUGCUAUUUUAUCAUGUUGAAUUGUUGGUGAAAGAUGUGCAUUGAUCAGUGGAUCCCACCUUUGAACAGUGGAUAAAACUUCACUGAAGCAGGCUUAAU
Messenger RNA from Cinclus cinclus, 5122 nucleotides. RefSeq names its product mastermind like transcriptional coactivator 1 (gene MAML1). NCBI's taxonomy places the organism in Eukaryota, Metazoa, Chordata, Aves, Passeriformes, Cinclidae. Gene Ontology annotation, molecular function: transcription coactivator activity. The record is from RefSeq and is a predicted model, not a curated record. The transcript is spliced from 5 exons. Gene Ontology annotation, biological process: positive regulation of transcription of Notch receptor target; Notch signaling pathway. Gene Ontology annotation, cellular component: nucleoplasm; nuclear speck. The coding region runs from base 144 to 3275 and encodes 1043 amino acids.